Syngnathoides biaculeatus (alligator pipefish) is the source of this 2805-nucleotide messenger RNA. Its product is annotated as cytoplasmic polyadenylation element-binding protein 1-like. The transcript has 11 exons. Gene Ontology annotation, cellular component: neuron projection; cytoplasm; synapse. The record is from RefSeq and is a predicted model, not a curated record. Gene Ontology annotation, molecular function: mRNA 3'-UTR binding; translation factor activity, RNA binding; mRNA regulatory element binding translation repressor activity. Gene Ontology annotation, biological process: negative regulation of cytoplasmic translation. Lineage: Eukaryota; Metazoa; Chordata; Actinopteri; Syngnathiformes; Syngnathidae. The coding region runs from base 793 to 2031 and encodes 412 amino acids.
GUUGCGGGACCAAUCAAAUGGUUUGGGGGCGCGGUUUUCCCCUCAUCAUCUUUGGAAAAGAAAACUCGCAUCAGGCGAACGUCACAACUCCAGUUCGACACAACUGAAAUCGUUGCUCGUGCGCUGUCAAGAGGACCAGCAAACUGCUUCACUCGCCGGAAUUGCGUUCGGAACUACAGUGCCCUGAAGGUGACGAACAAAACAAAUCGUGGAACCUUCCAGAAAACACAAAACAAACGAGAAUGUCCGUAAAAUUACAAAAACAAUUUUACAAAACACGAAUAUGGAAGAAAUUCAUUGCCAUCUGUAGCUGCCAUAAGUGUCAGUUAUAAUACUUAAUGUUUAAUUUAAGUGUUUAUUUAUUUGUAUGAAUUAAAGUGCGGAUUAAAGUAGAGAAGAAUUUAUGUUCUUUAAAGAAAACAUUUACUUUUUGUUAGUUCACGUUUCUGUAGCGGAACCUUUUGUUCACCAAUGUUGUUGGUGUGAGGACGCUUAUUUUGGGGCACUUCCUGUACAAACAGUAUUUCAGCGGCAAAGAUUCAACGGGAGAGAGAGAAGCAAGAAAAAUAACUUCGUUUGGUCAGAAGGUCAACGAGUUUGAACGCAGAAUGAUUUUGCUGGUGACAAGGCCACUUGGGAAACGUCAGUGGAAGGAGGCGCAGGCAACCUUGCUAGCGGACGUCUUGGCUCGUUCAUCACCCACAAACUUGGUUCUUUUUGGUGCUGGACAACCUGAACAGUCCCUUUAGUGGAAUCCUUGGAAAACCACCAGCCUACCUGCCCAGAGAGUCUAUGAGUACGGCUGCUGACCUGCUGGAGGAGUGCCCUGGCAUGGCUCGCACAGUGAAUCCUUUGGACUCCAGCUCCCUUUUGGAGUCCCGUUCUCGCAGCCCUGAAGUCUCUGAGCUGAGUGGCUUCAGCUCUGGUUCUCACAAUGUCUGUGAUAUGUUGUUCUCUUUGCAGAUUUCACCUCCCCUGCCUUAUCUUGCAUCAAACAUGCAGAAGGACUUGGUGCAACUGGGCUCUACUCUGGACCCCCAGGACACAAGCUCCCCUCUCACCCCACCAUCAGGCGCCACUCCGGGCUCCUCUGCGCUUUCUCGCCGCUGGCGCACUGGCUCCCUGUGGCCUGCUACGGACACACUGGACCAGGCUGAGGAAGCGUUUAGCAUUGAGAGGGAGGCCCGUCUGCAUAGACACGCUGCAGAUGAAAAUGAACCAACCUGCAUUUGGAGUGGUCAUCUGCCCCCCAGUAACAACAAGUAUCGGCUUUACUCCUGCAAGGUCUUUGUUGGUGGUCUACCCUGGGAUAUUACUGAAGCUGGACUCAUCAACACUUUCAGUGGCUACGGCCCUCUGACUGUGGAGUGGCCUUGUAAGGAUGGCAACCACCCUUCUCACCCUCCUUCAGGUAAUGUGGCCAAAGGCAAAGUCUACCUGGUUUUUGAGUACGAACAAUCUGUGCGGGCCUUGCUCCAUACCUGCUAUCAGGACCCGUUUCACCCAGACUUUAGUCGGGAGUACUACUUCAAAUUGUGCAGUGGCCGAAUGCAUGGCAAAGAUGUACAGGUUAUUCCCUGGGUCAUUUCGGACAACAGCUAUGUGUGCUGCUCUGCUCAUCAUUUGGAGGCCAGCAAGACUGUUUUUGUGGGCGCACUGCACAGGAUGCUCAACGCCAAAGCGCUGGCCAGGAUUAUGAAUGACCUGUUUGGAGGAGUCGUACAUGUGGCCAUUUACACAGACAAACACAAAUAUCCCAUCGGCUCUGGACGCGUGACUUUUAGCAAUCAGCAAAGUUACCUGAAAGCGGUGUGCGCAGCCUUUGUGGAGAUCAAAAGCCCCACGUUUACAAAGAAGGUCCAGAUUGACCCUUACCUCGAAGACUCCAUGUGUCAAGUUUGCCUUUGCCAAGAUGGUCCUUUCUUCUGCAGAGACCAGGCGUGCUUAAAAUACUACUGUCGCUCGUGCUGGCACGGGGACCAUUCCAUGGAUGUCCUGGGCAACCACCAGCCCCUCAUGCGCAAGAAAUAGAACAGGGACUCCGGCUCGGAGGCCUCCAGCAAACGUCCUCUCGGGGAUCAGCUGCAGAGCAGAGGAGAGCACGUCUCAGACGGCCGUCGGCGUGAGGGGCAGGGUACUCCACCGGGCACUGGGGUUAGAUCACUAGGAAAUGUUCGCUUUUUGCACUUGCUCUGUUUUUGCUGUUCACAGUUGGCACGUUUACAUGUUGCAUGGUGACGAGCAGUCAUGCAAGUGUCAUUGCCAUUCAUUGGCAAAUGCCAUACAGUGCCUUUAAAUUUGUAGUUUUUCCCUCCCUGCCCUUCCCCCAGUUGAUGUUUUUCCAGUGCAAGCUAACUGGUGUUUCUUACUUCGGGAGUUGAAUGUUGGGCUUCAUUUAACCAAUUGCAUUUUAGACUUUUACAGUUUUUUUUUUUUUUAACUAAUUUGUACACACAGCGGUUUCAAGUCAUGACAUGAAAAAUUUGAACAGAAUUCUACCUGGAGGCAGUUUUGGAGAAAACCUUUUUAUUUCCUGAUCUCUUUUCCUGAUCCUUGUCCCCUUUUUUUCUGACCACUUUUAAUUUGUCCUGCCAGAUUUCACACUUUGUAAACCUUGUUUGCCCCCCUGUUGCGAUUGGACAUAGUUGCAUAAUUUCUGUGCCGAGGACUGUUGUUCCUUGUUCUCCAGUUCUUUUGCCCAGCUGCUUUUUACAGUUUGCAAAGUCUACCUCAUUGUGAUCUACAAAGUUUGCUCCCUACGGUUGUGGAGUUCUUUCAGAAUGGGCACAAUAAAGUUGUUUAAGC